AUGAUGACAAACUUAGAAACGCAGCCAUAUGACCCGUUUAUGGCUAAGGCAACAGAAUCACAAGCUAGGAUCUCAAAGCUCUUGGAGACCUUUCAAAAUUUCACAGCCAACAGUGACAUACUUAGCUCCGAUACAACUAUAAUAUACUUAGUCUUGAAAUCAAAUAUCAUUUUGAAUAAUAUCCAGAUUCGGGUGCUUUUGGGGUUGAGAGAUGAAAAUAAAGUGCAUGACGUUAUCUAUCACGGUAUUCAAAGAGAUGUUAAAUAUGCCGCUAGCAAACUUUUCUCAAUAGGUAGGUUCUCGAACUUGCUUGAAAUGCCGUUGACGGAUCUCAAACAGCUCUGCUACGAAAUUGCAUUGAAAUACAAGACAAUAUUCUUCGUCCCUGUGGAAUCAAAAAUCAAGGUUCAUCCUGUCCAGAGUGAUUUCACGUCUAUUUUAGACACAACCCAAUUUUCUCUGCAAAUAAAUGCUUCCGGCUUCAUUCCCAGCAGCUAUCUAACAUCCAAUCUCAGAAAUCAGUAUAGCAGAGUAGCCGAUGCAUCGGCAUAUUCUUCGUCUAUGACCACCCACAAUAAUACCACUCGGUUAAGUCCACAAGGAUAUUCUCAAGUAGACGAAGCCGAAUAUGUAGAAAUAAUUAAGUUCAUAAGCAAAUUCAAUCAAAUGUGGAUUAUUGCAACAUUUUUAAAUAGAGAAUAUCAAGAGCUACAGAUCAAUUGA
This is a messenger RNA of Debaryomyces hansenii CBS767, 723 nucleotides long. RefSeq lists its product as uncharacterized. Bases 1 to 723 code for a protein of 240 amino acids. The record is from RefSeq and is a predicted model, not a curated record. Lineage: Eukaryota; Fungi; Ascomycota; Pichiomycetes; Serinales; Debaryomycetaceae. The transcript has a single exon.